AUGGCGGAGGAGAAUUCUGAUGCUUUGAACCCUAAUUUGGAUCGUGGUCCAAGAUCUCAUCCAACAACUAGGUCCACGUCCGCUAGAACAAUUCCGAUAUUCGAAGAAAUCUCGAGGCUCGGAGCAAAUCGACGUACAAGAUGGAAUUGGGAGGGUUUUCUUAACCGUUCAACUGGAAUUCAUGUUCAGGUUCCACAUGAACUGGUUCAUGUUCAUCAACCUAUUCCACCUAAUCCACACAACUCCUCCACGGAAUCAAACCAUCUUUAUGCCAAUUCCAAUAGCGGAGGUGCAUUGCAGGCUGGAGAAGGAGGUGUUGCGACCGAGACAUCGAAAGAGAAGGAUGAUGUUGCAAAGGGCAGUUGCAACGGUAGAGACCUUUUUAAGUGUUAUAUUUGUUUUGACGUGGCCAAUGACCCUAUUGUGACUUCUUGUGGCCAUUUAUUUUGUUGGCCAUGCAUAUAUCAAUGGUUGAAUGUGCAGUCAAAUUCUAAUAAGUGUCCUGUUUGCAAGGGUAAGGUGAAUGUUAAGAAUGUUACUCCAAUAUAUGGAGGUGGAAACAACUCUCAUGUAAGUGAAGCAAAGGAUUCUGAUCCUAAAAUACCUGCUAGGCCCCAAGGAAGGCGUGCUAAUAAUUUGAACCAAACCUUUGAGAGAGAUCCAUUUUCAAUCCUUAUGGAAAUGAUGGUUCAAUGUGUUGGAAACUCAGUUGGUCUUACUCAAGAUCCAUUUCGGCCAUAUAAUCCAGAAAAUGCUCGUCCUGAACAAGUUGAGAUUGAGAUUAUCACUUCGUUAUUGAGAAGGCUAGAGGCAUCACAAGACACGUGGAUUAAGAUGAUUUACAUGGGACCCCGAGAUGAUGUGGUGGGUUUGGUGAAUAACAAUGUUGUUAGAGGUUCUAGUAACCAAGAACAUACUCCUCUUGUUGAUGAUGCUUCAAGAACACAUAAUUUAGUUCAGCCGAAUGAACCAAACAAUGCUCGUCAUGAACAAGAUGAAGUUACCACUUCCUUGCUGAGAAUGUUCAUGACAUCUCGAGGCAUGAGGGUAGAGCUGGAUUUUGUAGAACCUCAAAAUGAGGUGGUGGGUUUGUUGCAUAACAAUGUUGGAAGAGGUGGAAGAAACCAAGGACAUCAACCCCAUGUUGGUGAUGCUUCAAGAGUACCUGAUGUCGAUAGUGGAGAUUAUCGAGCUCUAAGGCGUAGACGUUUGAAUUGA
Molecule: messenger RNA, 1218 nt
Organism: Lotus japonicus
Lineage: Eukaryota; Viridiplantae; Streptophyta; Magnoliopsida; Fabales; Fabaceae
Exons: 1
Coding region: 1-1218 (405 amino acids)
Biological process (GO): ubiquitin-dependent protein catabolic process
Cellular component (GO): endoplasmic reticulum
Molecular function (GO): ubiquitin-like protein conjugating enzyme binding; ubiquitin protein ligase activity
Source: RefSeq, a predicted model, not a curated record